Messenger RNA from Procambarus clarkii (red swamp crayfish), 1830 nucleotides. The record is from RefSeq and is a predicted model, not a curated record. Lineage: Eukaryota; Metazoa; Arthropoda; Malacostraca; Decapoda; Cambaridae.
AUGGGCUGCAAAACCCUAGAGUUCACAGAUGAAAUUGACAUCUUGGGAACGAAGUUCGACUCUUCAAAGACCACAAAGAGCCAUGUGCUUAACCUAGCCCAAAAGGCAGCCAAGAAACGUACAGCUCUACGGCGCAUCUCACACCUUCUUGACAGCAGUGGCUGCAAAACCUUAUAUGAAGCUCAAGUUCGCUCUCAUCUAGACUGCUACUGUGAAUACUACGGCUACUGCUACUACUGUGAAUACUACGGCUACUGCUGCUACUGUGAAUACUACGGCUACUGCUACUACUGUGAAUACUACGGCUACUGCUGCUACUGUGAAUACUACGGCUACUGCUGCUACUGUGAAUACUACGGCUACUGCUGCUACUGUGAAUACUACGGCUACUGCUGCUACUGUGAAUACUACGGCUACAGCUACUACUGUGAAUACUACGGCUACUGCUGCUACUGUGAAUACUACGGCUACUGCUGCUACUGUGAAUACUACGGCUACUGCUGCUACUGUGAAUACUACGGCUACUGCUACUACUGUGAAUACUACGGCUACUGCUGCUACUGUGAAUACUACGGCUACUGCUGCUACUGUGAAUACUAUGGCUACAGCUACUACUGUGAAUACUACGGCUACUGCUGCUACUGUGGAUACUACGGCUACUGCUGCUACUGUGAAUACUACGGCUACUGCUGCUACUGUGAAUACUACGGCUACUGCUACUACUGUGAAUACCACGGCUACUGCUGCUACUGUGAAUACUACGGCUACUGCUUCUACUGUGAAUACUACGACUACUGCUUCUACUGUGAAUACUACGACUACUGCUACUACUUUGAAUACUACGGCUACUGCUGCUACUGUGAAUACUACGGCUACUGCUUCUACUGUGAAUACUACGGCUACUGCUUCUACUGUGAAUACUACGGCUACUGCUGCUACUGUGAAUACUACGGCUACUGCUACUACUGUGAAUACUACGGCUACUGCUGCUACUGUGAAUACUACGGCUACUGCUGCUACUGUGAAUACUACGGCUACAGCUACUACUGUGAAUACUACGGCUACUGCUGCUACUGUGAAUACUACGGCUACUGCUGCUACUGUGAAUACUACGGCUACUGCUGCUACUGUGAAUACUACGGCUACUGCUGCUACUGUGAAUACUACGGCUACUGCUACUACUGUGAAUACCACGGCUACUGCUGCUACUGUGAAUACUACGGCUACUGCUUCUACUGUGAAUACUACGACUACUGCUUCUACUGUGAAUACUACGACUACUGCUACUUCUUUGAAUACUACGGCUACUGCUGCUACUGUGAAUACUACGGCUACUGCUUCUACUGUGAAUACUACGGCUACUGCUUCUACUGUGAAUACUACGGCUACUGCUGCUACUGUGAAUACUACGGCUACUGCUACUACUGUGAAUACUACGGCUACUGCUGCUACUGUGAAUACUACGGCUACUGCUGCUACUGUGAAUACUACGGCUACUGCUGCUACUGUGAAUACUACGGCUACUGCUACUACUGUGAAUACCACGGCUACUGCUGCUACUGUGAAUACUACGGCUACUGCUUCUACUGUGAAUACUACGACUACUGCUUCUACUGUGAAUACUACGACUACUGCUACUACUUUGAAUACUACGGCUACUGCUGCUACUGUGAAUACUACGGCUACUGCUUCUACUGUGAAUACUACGACUACUGCUUCUACUGUGAAUACUGCGGCUACUGCUGCUACUGUGAAUACUACGACUACUGCUUCUACUGUGAAUACUACGGCUACUGCUGCUACUGUGUGUUUGUCUGUCUGUGUGUUUGA